Molecule: messenger RNA, 4226 nt
Organism: Salvelinus fontinalis (brook trout)
Lineage: Eukaryota; Metazoa; Chordata; Actinopteri; Salmoniformes; Salmonidae
Product: tetratricopeptide repeat protein 9A-like
Exons: 3
Coding region: 676-1419 (247 amino acids)
Molecular function (GO): protein binding
Source: RefSeq, a predicted model, not a curated record
CAAACAGAUCAAGUAUUUGACAAAAACAGAAUCAUUUCAAUCCUGUCUUACAGUGAGAUACGAUCACAUAUGCCUAUCUAUUUAUUCGUGGGAAUAGUUGCGAACAGAUUUGCGAACAGGGCCCUCUCUACUUGCGAACAGAUUUCCUAAAUUAAAAUCACUUUGAGCCGAUUUCCUGGUGAUUUUAAAGUAGUUUUAUGUCCAACAACGAAAUGUAUUGAUUUUUGCUCAGAAAAUAAAACCCUCGGGCCGCCUGCUGGGGAACCAUGCUCUAUUCAGGCUACAGGCUCUGAAGCGAGGUGUUACCGCAUCAGGCUGUGCGCACAUCAGCCUGUCGAAAGAAACUCAUGCAGAGAUUCUAUAAUUCUGAUUAUACGAAGAGAGAGGUUCGGAUGCACGCACGAUCGAAUCCACUGUCACCGAAGACUGGAAAAUAAAAUAUAUAGCGGGCGAGUGAGGGUCCAGGCGUGCGUGCACCAGUCUUGCCUAGCGCAAGGCUACGUUGCGACACAAGAAAAUAGCUGGGGGAUGCACGAAGACAGCACGAAUACAGCGGUAGCAUGACGCGGGACUGAAUCGAUACAUUUCCCCUAGAAAAAACAGUCAAGACAUUGGGUCGGCUAUCAUUUGAGUGUAAAGGUCGUCGAACAGCCGAGGUAAUUUAUUAUCGAGAAGAUGAGUGUAAACCAGACUGGGUAUGAUGGUAUUUCUAGAGUGGAUGGUGGAACGGUGACGGGCGGCCUCAACAUCAGUAGUGCCCCGAAGCUGCAACAGUGUGCUCAGCCUCCCGCUAAUCGACCAAGGGAUGCCCGGCACCAGCAACAUAGCAGCCGGCAGCACCAGCACGGCGGUGUACCUGUCAAACCGCCUUUUUCCGGACGGUCCGAACCCGGGGACGUUGUGAAGCGCGCCAUUGACUUCAAGACGCAAGGCACACAGUGUUACAAGGAUAAGAAGUACCGGGAGGCGAUUGGCAAGUACCACCGUGCUUUAUUAGAGAUGAAGGGGUUGUGCCGGGUGCUGGGAGACCCUGAAGCCAGCUCUAAGUCUCCUUCUUCUGUGCUGCCUACUAUGACCAAGCCAGACAGCCUGACAGACGAGCAGAAAGGUGCCAUGGAGAACGCUGAGCUGGAAUGUUACAACAGUCUGGCAGCGUGCCUGUUGCAGAUGGAGCUGGUCAACUAUGAGCGUGUGAAGGAGUAUUGUCUGAAGGUGCUGCGUAAGGAAGGGGACCACUUCAAGGCUCUGUACCGCUCUGGGGUGGCCUACUAUCACCUAGGAGACUUCCACAAGGCUCUACACUACCUCAAGGAGUCCCACAAACAACAGCCAGCAGACACCAACGUUCUCCGUUACAUCCAGCUGACUGAGAUGAAGAUCCGUCGCUCUGCCCAGAAGGAGAAGAAAGAGACCACAUAAACAACCAACCAACUCACUUUCUGUUUUAAUCACUAACUCACUUCUCACUUCACGUAAAAUGUGUACUUUCUUCAUGUGCCAGCCAGACCUAGUACACCGCGAGUCUCGUGCCGGGAUUCAAUCCGAAACCGCGCUUGACAUUUUAUUGGUAAUUUCCAAUUGAGCCGACAUCUGCAGUGCUUACCUUGAAUGCAACAUCUGAAAAUGCAGUAACAUUACCUUUUUAAAAGCUGCAUUGUACAAGCGUGUGUAACAGUAUAACUUUAAACCGUCCCCUCUCCCCGACCUCGGGCGCGAACCAGAAACCCUCUGCACACAUCAACAACUGUCGCCCACGAAGCAUCGUUACCCAUCGCUCCACAAAGGCCGCGGCCCUUGCAGAGCAAGGGGCAACACUACUUCUAGGUUUCAGAGCAAGUGACGUAACUGAUUGAAAUGCUAGUAGCGCGUACCCGCUAACUAGCUAGCCAUUUCACAUCCGUUACACAUGCUUGGAUUGAAUCCCGGCCUUGGUGUUUUUAAAGGAUAUCUACAGAUAUGCACAGCCACUUUUUAUUCAUCUUCUUAUUCUUCCUGACAAGUAUGUGAUUCAUACCAAUGGGUGUAUUUUACUACUUGUACACAAAACGACUAUAUGUCGUAUAGAGAAACAGUUGAUGCAAACUGAAACGGUGCAGCUGCCGUUCGGCGAUGGUCAAUAUCUUCAAAGUUUAUGUCUGUGACUAAAGUUGGUCAACAUGGAGUCAGAUGGAUAAUGCACAGCACUGCCAGUCAAAACAUUGCACAACGUGUAAAUGAGGCCAACAACACUUCCGAUGGUGACAGAGUAACAGAAAACACUGCGUGAAGCAUUUGGCUGUAAAGUGACUCUACUGUGACUGGAUAAAUUAGGCUAGCACCUGCUCUCCCCUCCUUCACACAAGAUGUGUUUCUAACAGCUCGGGGACCCGUUUAUACCCGGUUCUACCAUGUGUUCUUUGUCUAGAUCUUGUCCACAUUCCGAUGUUGCCCACAUUUUUAGACAGGUGUAGACAAUUAAAAUCCCAUUGUUAUUGUGAUUAGAUCUUCUCCGGAGGUAGUCCAGAUCGUGUUUACACUUGACACUUACAUGUGACUUUUGCUAUCAGAAUACGAAGUUCGGAUUGAAAAGACGGGUUUGUGGUCUGAUUGUGUUCAUAUCUGGUUGACCACUUCAGGAUUGUGUUCAGAUUUCUCCUCAGUCUGGACGUAACCGAGACACAUUGGGCGACGUUAUCAGCACUCCUCCCACAAGUCUCCAGAAAACGUGUGUUUUGGGACCGAGAGGUUUUCCUUUUCAUUAUAACGUCGGAGGAAAUACGUUCCUAGCAUGUGAGGAACGUGUUUGCUGGCUUCAUGAAUCAGAAUACUAAAGCUGCAUGAACUGUCAAGUCUAGACACGGCCUCUGACAGACAUUUUGUCUGGAUAUCUUACAAAUGUAGAUGGAUCUGGAUUUUUUAAAAGGUUUUUUAGUAUGUUUUGUAUUUUUUACCUCUUUUUCUCCGACAAUUGGUAGUUACAGUCUUUUCCCAUCGCUGCAACUCCUGUACGGACUCGGUAGAGGUCGAAGGUCGAGAGCCAUGUAUCCUCCGAAACACAACCCUAUCAAGCCACACUGCCCACUUAACCCGGGAGCCAGCCGCACCAAUGUGUCGGAGGAAACGCUGUACAGCUGGCGACCGUGUCAGCGUGCAUGCGCCCCGGCCUGCCACAGGACUCGCUAGUGCGCGAUGGGACAAGGACAUCCCGGCCAGCCAAGCCUCCCCCUAACCCGGACGACGCUGGGCCAAUUGUGCACCGCCCUAUGGGACUCCCGGUCACGGUCGGCUUUCGACACAGCCCGGGAUCGAACCCGGGUCUGUAGUGACGCCCCUAGCACUGCGAAGCAGUGCCUUAGACCGCUGUGCCACUCGGAAGCCCCGAGGUAUAAACGAGGCUAAGGAAUCAUUUUUUCCCCAACCUCCCACUGUUAGAAACCGAGCUAACACUGAGCUAACACUUGUUUUUGUUUUUAUAUUUAUAGAUUAUUUAGAUUUUAAAAUCUUUGGCAAGUCACGUUAAUACAUGGGUAUUACCAUGACCUAUAAUAGAUAUGUAAAGACUAUAUUUAGAGAUUGAAUAUAACCGUGUUUACAUUGUAAGGGCACAUAUUUGCUAAAUGUCAUGACACUUUAAAAAGAAGCAUGUCACAGAAUAUGAAAAAAGGCUAUCUUACUUUAUAAAAUAAAAUGCUUUUCUGUAUUUGUUUUAAUUGUAUAAUAGCAAAGCUAAUUGUGUGUUUGUUUGUUUGUAAACGCAAGCAGGGAAAUUCAUUCUACAAGAGUAUCUUUAAGAAAACACAACUGUUACAUUAGGAAGGUGUUUGACUUAUAUUCUCGAUUACAGCCUUUUUGUAUUGCACAUGCUUUAGUAUCAUCAAUUAGGCUCUAAAACGAUUAAAAGCACAUGCCAACCAAUCACAUUUCGGGAAGAAAUCAAUUAAUACCAUGGCUCUCUCUAAAGAGAGGUUGCAAAAUAAAAAAAUAAAAAAACUUUGAAUUCUCAAAUUACUUCAAUCGUUCAAAACAGAACACAUUCAAAUAGAAACAUUUUCUGUUAUGGUAAUAUCGCUUACUUAUUAGUCUAUUAACUGAACGAGAAGAGAAGAGCAGAGUUUUUCCUAGCCACUGUGCUUCUAAACCUGCAUUGCUUGCUGUUUGGGGGUUUUAGGCUGGGUUUCUGUACAGCACUUUGAGAUAUCAGCUGAUGUACGAAGGGCUAUAUAAAAUAAACUUGAUUGAUUGAUUGA